Molecule: messenger RNA, 3846 nt
Organism: Saccoglossus kowalevskii
Lineage: Eukaryota; Metazoa; Hemichordata; Enteropneusta; Harrimaniidae
Product: cartilage intermediate layer protein 1-like
Source: RefSeq, a predicted model, not a curated record
AUGGCUAUGGUACUCCAGACCCAAGCUAUUAUGAAUGAUGAUGUAGUCCUCGAUAAUUGGUCGUAUGGAUUGAGCAAUUCCUUAGUUUUGAAUAACUUGACUCUGGAGGAUGCAGGGUCAUACACGUGUAGAGUAAACAGUGAUGCAGGGGCAGUGUAUUCAAUCCCAGCUGUACUUGAUAUAUAUGAUACAGCUCACUCGUGCAAUAACAGCCUAAUCUCAAACUAUAUUGAACUACCAGAUGAAUGCAUAGAGUAUGGAUUGAAUGGAACAAAUCGCUAUGACGUAGGGAAGUGUAGCCGAUCAAAAUGCCCGGGUAAUGUCAUCAACAGUGACAAUCAGUGUAUGGAUAAUGAAAGACAUUGUUGUGCUGAGUCAAGCACUGAACAAAGGAUGCUUACAUGUAUGGACUUUAACAUAUCUGUAAUUGUCGUCACCGGAUGUGACUGUGGUGUAUGUGUCGAACCUACAAAAGUGAUUACAGGACGAGCAGUUGCCGCUGAUAAUCGAGAACCAUUACAGUUUGGGAAAAUAUUCAUAGGAUCGGAGUUGAUUAUGACAACUUCAUCGAAUGGAGAGUUUAUCUUUGAUGUCCCCAUUGGUAGGCAACGCAUCCCAGUAACAUUCCAUGACACUAACAAGAACCUGGUUGAUGCCACCAACGUGAUUACAGUAUCGGACAAUACUAUUUACCAUAUAGAAGUUGCUCUUCAACGUCGUGCACCAUCUGUGUCAUUCAAUGCAUCAGAAACUGCGACUAUCCAACUUGGUAAUGCCAGUCAGCCUUCUGUUGAAAUAGAGAUUCCACCAAUGUCAAUUCGUUCAAGAAAUGGCAGUAUUUACGUAGGUAACGUUACAGCCAGUGUCAAUUUCAUUGACCCUAGAGACCCACAGAUUAUUGAUACCAUUCAAAGUGACCUUAGUACACGUGAUGUUGAAGGAAAUGUUAGAAAUCUGCAAACGUUUGGUAUGGUAUCAAUGAACUUUGAAGACGAUGGUGGUGAGCCCCUCGAAGUCAAUGGAAGCAUCAAAUUAUAUGUUGAUGCAGAAAAUGCAAACUUGAACAUAAAAGAGUUAGACGAGGAUAUGCUCCCGAGAUUAUGGUUUCUGAAUUCAGAGAGUGGCGAAUGGGAAGACAUCGGUGGGCUACGUUUCGAGAGUGGGAAACGACGAAAACGUGCUACCAGUGACGAAAUUUUAGUCGUUGGAGACAUUGAAGUCACUGGUAGAAAUUUGAAUGAAUGGUACAAUCUUGAUCGUAUACAAGGUGCAGACGAAGUAUGCUUUGUUAAAGUGAGAGUAUACAAGGAUGAACAGCUCACAGUUCCCAUGAAUGACGUCGAAGUCACUGCAAUAAGCAAAGACUUGGAUAUAAGAACCACAGGCAGACUUCAAGGGGGAAAGUUUAACUUUUUUGAACAAAUUUUAACUAGUUCUGGUCAAACUUGUCCACGAGUAUUUUGUAAUGAUGAUGGCACUAAGUAUUCCCUCAAUAUUCGUGCUAAGUAUGAUGGAAGAGCUUUCAUUCCAGUAAAUCCAAACAAUGUUUCCUCAACUGUCCAUCCAAACUCGUGGCCAAAUGAAAUUUUAGAGUCGUAUUCGCCUCCGGAUAAGUGGGAUGAUACGGGAUUCAUCACAAUGUCUGGAAGAAAGAAGCCAAAUAAAGAUGGUCCAAUUUAUUCUGCUACUCUACCAUACUGGUCUUAUGUGUAUGACGCACAAAGACGAUGCAAUGCUGCCAACAACAAACACAAUCAUUUAAUCUUCCGACACCCGCAAACCGAGAACUUAAAUGAUCGUUAUGAAUACAACACUCAUCCAUACUCAUCGGAAAGUCGCUAUGAACAGCCGAGGGUUCCAUGCUCGUGGUAUCCAUAUGAAGGAACACGCAAGUGUGUGUGUUUCAUUAAGAUUUUGGUUGAUGGACCUAACACCAAUAGAUUCAGAGUCGUCAGUGCAAAAGGCAGUAAUGUCAAUGUUAACUGUGAUGAAUAUGGAUUCCGGGUUGCAUCGACACCAGAACACCAUGUUGAUAAUAAUAAUAAGUCAGCAGUUUGCAUAGAAUUUAAGUGCAGUGGUACUGUUCGGGAGAGUAAGAUUGCCGACCCUGACAUACAAGACGAAGGAUCUAAAGGACAUGAUAUGACAAGUGUGAAGGUAAUUCCAGAUGAAAAUUCAAGAAACUGCUUUUUGAAACCUAAUGGUGUUAAUCCAAAUUUGGAAGGCUUGAACUUAGUUGAUGUGACGUACAAAGGAACAUCAGUCGUUCAUUUUACUGAUUAUAUUACCAAUUUUGGAAUAUGGGGGCAAAUUGCAGGUGUAUAUGAAACAUGUGGUGGAGGCACUACAGGCUUGGAUGACGCAUACUCAAAUUGUAAUGCAGGAGGAGAUGGAAGCGAGAAUGAUAGUGGUGAGCCUCUCGAAGUGGAUGGAAGUAUCAAAAUAUAUGUUGAUGCAGAGAAGGCAAACUUGAACAUAACAGAGUUAGACGAGGAUAUGCUACCGAGAUUAUGGUUUCUGAAUCCAGAGAGUGGUGAAUGGGAAGACAUCGGUGAGCUACGUUUUGAGAGUGGAAGCCGACGGAAACGUAAUACUGGUGACGAUAUAUUAGUUGUUGGAGACAUUGAAGUCACUGGUAUCAGUUUAAACAGUUUGUGGUGCAAUAUUGAUAGUGUUCAAGAGCUGGACGAGGUAUGCUUUGUUAAAGUAAGAGUAUACAAAGAUGAGCAGCUCACAGUUCCAAUGAAUGACGUUGAAGUCACUGCAAUAACCAAUGACCUGGAUAUAAGAACCACAGGCAGAUUUCGAGGAGAAAAGUUUAACUUCUUUGAAAAAAUUUUAACUAACUCUGGUCAAACUUGUCCACGAGUAUUUUGUAAUGAUGAUGGCAGCAAGUAUUCUCUCAAUAUUCGUGCUAAGUUUGACAGCAAAGCUUUCAUUCCAGUCCAUCCAAACAAUGUUUCCUCAACUGUCCAUCCCAACUCGUGGCCAAAUGAAAUAUUAGAGUCCUAUUUGCCGCCAGAUAAGUCGGAUGAUACGGGAUUCAUCACAAUGGCUGGGAGAAAGAACCCAAAUGAAGAUGGUCCAAUUUAUUCUGCUACUCGACCAAACUGGUCUGAUAUGUAUGACGCACAAAGACGAUGCAAUGCUGCUAACAACAAUCACAAUCAUUUAAUCUUCCGACAAGCACAGACAGAGAACUUAAAUGAUCUUUAUGAAUUCAACACUCAUCCAUACUCUUCAAUAAAUCGCAAUGAACAGCCAAGGGUUCCAUGUUCAUGGUAUCCAUUUGAAGGACUCAACAAGCGCGUGUGUUUCAUUAAGAUAUUGGUUGAUGGACCAAACGUCAAUAGAUUCAGAGUCGUCAGUGCAAAAGGCAGUAAUGAUGAAAUUAACUGUGAUGAGUUCGGAUUCCGGGUUGCAUCGACACCAGAACACCAACUUGAUAUUAAUAAUGGAAAGUCAGCAGUUUGCAUAGAAUUUAAGUGCAGUGGUAUUGUUCGGGAGAGUGUGGUUGCUGAUCCUCAGAAUAUUUUUGAUGGAUACAAAGGAGUUGAUGAGACAUCCGUGAAGGUGAUCCCAGACGAAAGUUCAAGAAAUUGUUUCCUGAAAACUGUUAAUCCCGAUUUGGAAAGCUUCGUUGACGUGACGUAUCAAGGGACAUCUGUCUUUCAUUUUACUGAUAAAAUUGGUGACAUUGAAAAAGAAACGGGUGUAUACAAAGCGUGGGAUUGGAGAACUACAAGCUGGGAAAAAGCGUACUCAACUUGUAAUGCAGGAGGCGAUGAAAGCAAGCGUGGUGACAACCCAGAGCUCAAUUGGGCCUUGCAUUAUGAAUGUCCAUAA